AUGAUGAUGAUGCGUACAGUGUUGUGUGUUGUGCUUCUUGCACUGUAUUGUACUUGCAGUUUCGUGUGUGCUAAUACUGAGACUCACGUUGAAGUUAGUGAACCUGAAGGUGGUGGUCCUGCUGCUACUGAAGCAGCUACUCUUGGAGGUACUGGCCAGGGUGGGGGAAGUGAUGGAAAAGGCGGCAGUGUUGGUGCGAAACCGGGAGCUGGUGUUGGAGGGAGUGGCCACGCUGGUACUUCUAAAGGUGACGAAGGUGCGGAAAAUAUAGAUAAACUAGGUCAAGGUGAUGCCCAGGACCCUUUACAAAACCAGCUACCAGGUGAAAGUGCCCCGUCUUCUCUUCAACUUGGUACUUCAUCACAACCAGUAGCAGGAGAUAGAAAGGAUGGAGCCCCUUCUCCAUCAGCAAAUCAGAACGAUCAAAUUCAAGCUGGAGGUAAAGCGGCUUCGCAGGAAAAUGAACAAGUAGUUGCGAGAACGGAAUCAGGAAAUAAUGGUGGAUCCAAUUCUGGCAGUGAACAGAAUACUGUUGGCUCUCUCACUGCAGAAGAACCCAAUGCUAAUAGUGAAGAACAGAAGUCUGAAAAUGCACCAACUUCCCCCAACGAGAAUGUUACGCAAGGUACUAACGAUGCAGGCAACAGUAGUGCUGUACAGAUUCAAGGAAGCACAGUCAAAGAAUCUGAACCUGAGAAUGGCACUACACCCAAUACUAAUGAGGAAUCAUCCUCAACCACCACCACCACAACAACAACAACACUUCCUCCUGAGACUGCAAACAACAAGAAGGGUGAUGCAGACAGCAGCAGCAGUAUCAGCAGUUCUGUGUGGAUGCGUGUGCCACUACUGAUUGUGGUUACACUGGCCUCUAUUCUUGUGUGCUGA
Trypanosoma theileri is the source of this 888-nucleotide messenger RNA. RefSeq lists its product as uncharacterized. The record is from RefSeq and is a predicted model, not a curated record. Lineage: Eukaryota; Euglenozoa; Kinetoplastea; Trypanosomatida; Trypanosomatidae. The coding region runs from base 1 to 888 and encodes 295 amino acids. The transcript has a single exon.